Messenger RNA from Tyto alba (common barn owl), 648 nucleotides. It is a transcript of the gene NFILZ, whose product is annotated as NFIL3 like basic leucine zipper. Gene Ontology annotation, biological process: circadian rhythm; regulation of DNA-templated transcription; DNA-templated transcription. The transcript is spliced from 3 exons. Gene Ontology annotation, cellular component: nucleus. Lineage: Eukaryota; Metazoa; Chordata; Aves; Strigiformes; Tytonidae. The record is from RefSeq and is a predicted model, not a curated record. Gene Ontology annotation, molecular function: DNA-binding transcription factor activity; DNA binding.
AUGGAAAACUUCAUGGCACCGCUGAGCACCGUCAGCGAGCUUGCGCUUCAGCAGAGCAAGGCCAAGCUCCUGCACAGCAAGGCGAGCGGUCCCUCCCGGCGCAAGCGGGAGUUCAUGCCGGAUGAGAAGAAGGACAACAUGUACUGGGAGAAGAGGCGCAAGAACAACGAGGCGGCCAAGCGCUCACGGGAGAAGAGGCGCCUCAAUGAUUUCGCCAUGGAGAGCCAGCUGGCUGCCCUCAGCGAGGAGAAUGCCAUCCUCAGGACAGAGCUGCUCUCUCUGAAGCUGCGCUUUGGGCUCGUGCCUUUGUCAGGCAGUGCCUGCUUCUUGUGCCCUUCCCCCAGUCCAGCCGAGGUGAGCAAAGAAAGCAGCACAACUGUCUCAGAUGAAGAUGACGAGCAACAAGUGCCCAAAACUUCUCCUCUACCCCCAUGCAGCCUGCCCUGCCCCUCAGAAGAUCAUUUGAAGGGCCGAAGCUGUGCUGCCCUACCUCACAAGCUCCGGAUUAAGACCAAAGCCCUCAGCAGCUUGGAGGACAGUGGCCUGGAAUCUCAGUGAGGUAGCACAGAAAUGGCCUGCUGGGAUGCAGCACCACUGGAUGAGCUGCAGAUGUGGAACAGAACGGGCUGGACUUUGCAAAAACUGUAA